Molecule: messenger RNA, 3396 nt
Organism: Chionomys nivalis (European snow vole)
Lineage: Eukaryota; Metazoa; Chordata; Mammalia; Rodentia; Cricetidae
Gene: Syncrip
Product: synaptotagmin binding cytoplasmic RNA interacting protein
Exons: 12
Coding region: 146-1834 (562 amino acids)
Biological process (GO): CRD-mediated mRNA stabilization
Cellular component (GO): ribonucleoprotein complex; CRD-mediated mRNA stability complex; nucleus
Molecular function (GO): mRNA 5'-UTR binding
Source: RefSeq, a predicted model, not a curated record
CUGCCAGCGGCGUGAGCUUCGGCCGCCAUUUUACAACAGCUCCACUCGCGCCGGACACAGGGAGCAGCGAGCACGCGUUCCCCGCCAGCCGACCCGGUCGGACAGGAUUCCUCGGCCGCAGCCCCGCGGGAAGAUCUCUGGAAACAUGGCUACAGAACAUGUUAAUGGAAAUGGUACUGAAGAGCCCAUGGAUACUACUUCUGCAGUUAUCCAUUCAGAAAAUUUUCAGACAUUGCUUGAUGCUGGUUUACCACAGAAAGUUGCUGAAAAACUAGAUGAAAUUUACGUUGCAGGGCUAGUUGCACAUAGUGAUUUAGAUGAAAGAGCUAUCGAAGCUUUAAAAGAGUUCAAUGAAGACGGCGCAUUGGCAGUACUUCAGCAAUUUAAAGACAGUGAUCUCUCUCAUGUUCAGAACAAAAGUGCCUUUUUAUGUGGAGUCAUGAAGACUUACAGGCAGAGAGAGAAACAAGGGACCAAAGUAGCGGACUCUAGUAAAGGACCAGAUGAGGCAAAGAUUAAGGCACUCUUGGAAAGAACAGGCUACACACUUGAUGUGACUACUGGACAGAGGAAGUAUGGGGGACCACCUCCUGAUUCCGUUUAUUCAGGUCAGCAGCCUUCUGUUGGCACUGAGAUAUUCGUAGGGAAGAUCCCCAGAGAUCUAUUUGAGGAUGAACUUGUUCCAUUAUUUGAGAAAGCUGGGCCUAUAUGGGAUCUUCGUUUAAUGAUGGAUCCACUCACUGGUCUCAACAGAGGUUAUGCGUUUGUCACUUUUUGUACAAAAGAAGCAGCACAAGAAGCUGUUAAACUGUAUAAUAAUCAUGAAAUUCGUUCCGGAAAGCACAUUGGUGUCUGCAUCUCAGUUGCCAACAAUAGGCUUUUCGUGGGCUCUAUUCCUAAGAGUAAAACCAAGGAACAGAUUCUUGAAGAAUUUAGUAAAGUGACAGAGGGUCUCACAGAUGUCAUUUUAUAUCACCAACCGGAUGAUAAGAAAAAAAACAGAGGCUUUUGCUUUCUGGAAUAUGAAGAUCACAAAACAGCUGCCCAGGCAAGGCGUAGGUUAAUGAGUGGUAAAGUCAAAGUCUGGGGAAAUGUUGGAACUGUUGAAUGGGCUGAUCCCAUAGAAGAUCCUGAUCCUGAAGUUAUGGCAAAGGUAAAAGUGCUGUUUGUACGCAACCUUGCCAAUACUGUAACAGAAGAAAUUUUAGAAAAGUCAUUUAGUCAGUUUGGGAAACUGGAACGAGUGAAGAAGCUAAAAGAUUAUGCUUUUAUUCAUUUUGAUGAGCGAGAUGGUGCUGUCAAGGCUAUGGAAGAAAUGAAUGGUAAAGACUUGGAGGGAGAAAAUAUUGAAAUUGUUUUUGCUAAGCCACCAGAUCAGAAGAGAAAAGAAAGGAAAGCUCAGAGGCAAGCAGCAAAGAAUCAAAUGUAUGAUGAUUACUACUAUUAUGGUCCACCUCAUAUGCCCCCCCCAACAAGAGGUCGAGGGCGUGGAGGUAGAGGUGGCUAUGGAUAUCCUCCAGAUUAUUAUGGAUAUGAAGAUUAUUAUGAUUAUUAUGGUUAUGAUUACCAUAACUAUCGUGGUGGAUAUGAAGAUCCAUACUAUGGUUAUGAAGAUUUUCAAGUUGGAGCUAGAGGAAGGGGUGGUAGAGGAGCAAGGGGUGCUGCUCCAUCCAGAGGUCGUGGGGCUGCUCCUCCCCGUGGUAGAGCCGGUUAUUCACAGAGAGGAGGCCCUGGAUCAGCAAGAGGCGUACGUGGUGCGAGAGGAGGUGCCCAACAACAAAGAGGCCGCGGGCAGGGAAAAGGGGUCGAGGCCGGUCCUGACCUGUUACAAUGAAGACUGACUUGCUAUGUUGGAUUACACCAGAAGCUUGCAGUGGAGUAAUGGUAAGGAAAAUCAAGCAACCUUAAAUAUCUCGGCUGUAUAGGAGCAUAUUCUAUUGCAGAAGACCUUCCUAUGAAGAUCAUGGAAUCAAAUACGGGACAUUGAACUAAUACUUGGACUUUGAUAUGAAUUUCUUUAACAAUUUUCUCUGCAGUGCAAGUUAUUAAACUAAAGCUACUCUAUUUUCCAAAUGUGUUCCAACAAAAAUCCUUCAUAACUUCUAGCAUGGUAUCUUAAUAAAGAAUAAAGUUCUUCUCUUUAAAAAAUCUGCUCUAAGUAGAUUUUUCCCCUCUUUUUAAUUAAGGAUCUCAGCAGUGGUAUUCUGAAAUAUUCUCUUGAAUUUGUGCAUUUAAAUUUUAUUGCAGUGAUAUAGAUGAAUGCCACUGUUGGUACCCUUAAAUUUUAUUUCUGCUCACCAAGGUUAAUCAUGAUUGUCUAUAUCUUUUUUAUAGUAAUCACUUUUGAAUUGUGUUCAGAUGCAGUUUCAGGUGUAAUCAUCAGAGCUGGUUAGUCAGGCAUUCCAGAUAGUGGUUCUUUUCAGAACCUUUUUUAAAGGGUUGGUUAACUACCUCAGUAGCAGAGGAUUGAACUAUACCCUGUCUGUACUGUACAUAGAAAAAUCUUUGUAGAUAAAAGCAAGGCUUGUUAAAUAUGAUAUGAGGGUAAGAUUUUAAUAAACCAAAUGUAACAUUCUUAGUUGCCUUUAGUUUCAGAGGCUUGUAAGACUUCCUCAUGACCAUCAUAACAGGCCUUGCUUUUGUCGUAUUUUGUGGCUGAAAAAGCAGCCUUGCUUCUUCAGAUAUGUAGUUAUUUGGAUGUAUAAUAGUUUAGCAAGAUGUUACUUUUGUAAGACAUCAGAUGUUCAAAAAAGUGCAUCCGAACUUGUACUAAAUACUGCAGUGUCCCUUUAUAAAAAGUCAGACUAAAACUGACAGUUGUACAGCAAAGCCUGACAUUUGGAUAUUUUGAAGUUUUUUCAUAAAUCAUAGAAAUUAGUAUAUGGCUGUAGUUUAGCUUUUUAGGUAAAAGGUAUGUUUCAUUAGUGCAUUUGUUACUGCUGAUCACUAUAAAAAUGUGAAUCAGCUUUCCAUUUCUUAUGCAGGUCAUGAUAACUUGUAGAGUAGAGUACAAUCAUUUGUGCUAUGUUUUUAAUUUUCUAAAGCACCUUGAUGACAGUGAGUGUUCAGUGGUGAAGCAUCCUCUAUUGAAUCACCCUCAAAAGUUUUUUGCCAAGUCCUAAGUUGAUAGCUUAAAGUCGAAAGUGAAAUUAUAGUUUAAGUAGGACUUGGUGUAAAGAAAUACCUUCCCCUUCCCCAAAGGGAUACUGCAGUUAUAUCACAUAACCAAUAGGCACCACGAUGAAGAUCAGAGCUUAUACCUAAAUAAGGUUUUAUACACACCAGUUUCCCAGUAAAUGCAAAUUUAACAAGAAAAUUAGACAUGUCAUAUGUUCAAAAUGCUCAUGGCAAACAAUCAUUUUGCAUUCCUGCAAAUAAAAUUGUUUUAUACUGUAA